ACCCGCGAGAAGUGGCAAAAUGGCCGAUUAUUGAUAUCUGAUGCAGCGCGUGUUUAGAAGUCUUUCCUCUAUUUUUCUGUAUUACUUCGUCGGAAGCCUUCUUGCAAGACACGUGUUGUUUGAGUACGGCCUAGGGAUGUAGUUGCCUUGGACGUUUUUAAACUUGCACGCAACAUUUCUGCAAACAUGUCUUCGGGAGCAGACAAGGCAGUGAAGAGCAAGGGUAAAGCGCCAGCAAAGCCCCCAAAAACUAAAUCAACGAAAGGUCGGUACAACUCAACUUUUUAAUGUUUGAUUUGAUUUCUUUUGUUUUCAGAUGAUAAUAAACUAGGCCAUUUGCGGGUAAGAAUAUAGCUUGAUUUAUCUUAGAGACCUUUUUCCUCUUUGUUUUAUCAAAUAUUUUAUCAAAAGAUUGUCCUGCAUAUUUCCACUCGAUACCAUUGAUAUGCUUAUUUCAAGUACGAAACCGAUUUGUUUGUUCAUUGUCUCAGGUCAAAACUGUUGCCUUUUUGUUCUAUUAUCUAGUUAACAAUUGACGCUUUUUCUUUUUGCCUUCAUUAUGUUCAGCAAAGGAAGUUUCGACGAACGAUCAGCGAUUUCGUGGGGAUGGGGUAAAGUUUAAGUGCAAGGUAUGUUCCCUGUUAUAAGACUUGACCUGAGAUCUUCCUUAUUUUUAAGUAUGUAUUAUCUCCUUCCCUAUGCUAUUGAGUUCCCGUAGUUUGUUUUUGUUCUUUUGUGUUUUUUUAACAGACAUCAAAAGCAUGUUUUGAAAAAUAAUGAGAGCUAUAUAAACAUCACACCACCUUCAUGGUGUAAUGUAAGCUUACGUUUCCAAGGACGUUAUUAUUUUCAAAGACCUGUUCCGUAUGGUUUGCUCUCCAGAUUGUCGGAACCGCAGAUGUGGCUAGUGCGAGGGGGGACUCCAUGUGUGCGGAAGCAAUCAAGAGACUUAAGGUACGUCGCCGAAAAUUACUUUUCAAUAAAACGCCACUAAAACUUGUUUAUAAAACAAGAGACCGGGUGUUAAACAGAUGCUUUGUCAAUUCAUGGUGUGAUUUACGGUUAGGUUGGUAACAGCAAAUUACACGUUCCUUAUGAAAAAAAAUAUAGAUAUUUCAUCUUCUAUGACCCUGUCUCUUUGACAUAUUGGAUAAUAGGAUUUGGUUUAAGUACUAACUGUAAAAUGUUAGCUUUUUAGCCAGGGAAAGAGGCUUAUAUAUGGAGACGGGUGCUCAGUUUUACUCUACAGUCAAAGACUUAGAAAGUAAUUAUUUUAUUCUGAGCCGUCAGUAAACAUAAAUGAAUAAUAAUGUAAUCUACGUGAAUUUCCCAAUUCUUUAACAGAUACAUAUUUAAAUUCAUGCAAUUUAUUUUCUACAAUAACUUGCACUUAAGGUAGUAGUCUUAAUAUUAAUAUUAACUCUAACCCAAGUUGCUCUCUUUCUGUUGGUUUUAUAGGGGAUGGAGAUAGGCAUGGCUUGAGGCUCAAAAUAGGGGUUUUAAAGUGGGGAACUCAACGAGUAGUUUCACAUCCCACUGUGACCGAAUCAAAACACAAUCAUUCAUCUUAUUUCUGUACUUUUUUCAAAACAUCUUUUUUCCCAGGCACAAGCAUUAAAGUCACACAAGGAGAGUGGAGAACACAAGCAGAAGAUUAUAUUGUACAUCAAUGUGAAAGGAAUCAGAAUAAUGGAUGAGAGAACUCUGGUGAAUUAAAAUGCUUCAAUGUUUAAGUGUGCAAAUAUCCCAGGGGUACCCCCCUUCUCUCUCUUCAUGACCAGUGAUUUUGGUACCUCUGUGUCCUGUGUCCUUGACACAUUAAAAUCCCCCAAGAUGCAAAAUAAUUCAUGGCAUGUGUCCCAUAGGAUGCAAAGAACGGUCGAUCAAUUUGAAGAUUUAUCGGGAGAAUAUCCUGUUCAUGUGAUUUCUGGGGCUUUUGUUUAAAGAUGCAUAUUAAUUAUUUUAUUUAGUUCUUUUUUGUGCUUUAAAUAUAUAGAAGGACUAUAUUUUAAUUUUAGUAAACUGUAAUAAAGAGUUUUGGCAUCUAUGUCCAGAUUAACUGUCUGGUUACAUAAAUAAUUUAUUUAUUUAUUAGGCCCAAGCAUGACUCCUUGUAAUUUUGAACUGGGCACUCAUUGGUUCUGGACUGAGUGUCAUGAUUUUUCACAAGGCGAGUCCCAGGACUCACCGUAACUAUUUGUAACAAAAUCACUGCAUGACCCAGUCCUCAGCCCCCUGCAUGGGGAAUCUAUCAACUCAUUACUCAAGUCUUUGCUUUAACAGUGGACAGUGGUAUUGUUUCAAUUUACUUGUGUUCUUGGGUACCCAUUGAGUCCUCAUAUUUUUUUAGUAAAUAUACAUGCUGGAUUUCAUAGGUUAUAGCUUCUGAACAAUGCUGUCCAAUGGAUAAAUCUCUAUCCAGCAGAUAACACAAUAAUGGUUUUUGUAAUACUUAUGCCCUGAACAGUUAUUUAACCAGUAGAUAUUACUAUCCAAUUUUUGGACAACCAUGUGGUUGAGGUAAAGACUCAAAUAUCUUCGUAUUUAACGGAGAUGUUUAAAAAAGAGUUAGCUAUCAUUAAUGAAAAGUGUUUAUGAUGUCAUUUGUUUAUUGUUAUGUAUGAUCUCUUAUAGAAAGUGCAGUAUGAACAUCCCAUCAAUAAGAUAUCAUUCAUAACCCAUGACCCAGAGGACAAAAGAAUAUUUGGUUAUGUUUGCAGUCAACCUUGUACCACUGGACACAAGAUAUAUGCCAUUAAAUCUGAAAAACCUGUAAGUAAAUAGAUACCACUGUGAAUAGGCCCUUUGCAGCUAGCCAUUGGUGCUAAACUGCCAUGCUGGAGAGCAAAAGUCGAACUGGGACAGUUAAAGACAAAUAAGACAUACAUUAACUUUAAAUGGUAAUUUCUUUUGUUUGUCUUGUCCCAGUGCGACUUUUACUCUCCAGCAUGGCGUUUUUGUACCAUGUAAAUGGCUAGCUGCAACAGGCCUAUUUCUUUGUGGUUUUUUCUUUCACACCAUCAAAAACUAAAGUGAAAACCAAUCCAAUACAAUGAAUGACACGGAAGCCAAAAACAGGCCAUUUCCAUGUUCCAAAACCUUCACUUUCCAAAUGAGGCCAAGUAGAAUAACCUUCUUGUGAAAAUGAUUUUCUUAGUUGAAUGUCAUCAGGAAUUAUUUUUAUAUCAAAGCCUUUGUACUUUCCCUCAGAGAUGUGAACAACAUUUCUAAGUCUUCGGUGCGUACACUUUACCACUGUCAAUUUAUUGGGAUGUAAAAAUAUCUCUCAGAAAUUUGAGAUGUCGUAAUUUUGUCCCCCUAUGAGGGGUACUUUGGUAGCAGUAAAAAAAAAACAUUCUGCCAGGUGUUUUUUUUUUCUGAAGUGCAAUCUUUUUCCUUUCAGUUUCAGAAGUAGCAUAACCAACCAGGGCUGUCAUCAAGGGUUGGGGACCAGAGAUUUUCCCUAAUGGCUGUUAUGAACAUGACCCUGCCUACUUUAGAAGGAAAAUAGAAGAAAAAUACAACCAAACAAUAUCCCAAGCAGUUUUAUUCCCUGCCUACUUGUAUCAUUUACCUGGCAACUUGAAAUUUUAAUGACAGCCUUGUCAACUAAACUCCAUUUGUUAGAGUUUUCUUUGAUUCACGUGUAAUUCCAGAAAAUAUCCAAACCCACUCCCCACUGAGGGUAACUGAAAAAUUCCAAGGGGGUUGGGGUUGGGCAAGCCAAAAUUUUGUAAAGGAAAGUAUGAAUGCAAAAUUGAAUUUUUUAGGGGUAAGGUUGGGGUGGUUAGCGUGCUGGACGUGCAAUCAGAGGACCCCAAGUGUAAGCCCAGCCCUGACUUAGUAGUAGCUGGAUAUGUUUCUGGUAGUUCCAAGUUCGAACUAGACAUGCUUGUAAUAGCCAACUUCUUUGGCUCAGGGGUUUCAUUAAAAGCUGGGGCCUGGGUACCAGCAGCAGUGUACUCUAAGCACAGUACCUACCUUCAAGCCGAAUAAAAGAGUAAAUUCUUAAAAUUACUUCCAACUUUCCCCUCCUACUCAACCUUUUGCACCCUUGUAGUUUUUUUAAAAAAAUAAAAUCCUGGCCUCAGGCCAGUUAGAAAUCCUUACUUGUUCUGUUGAUCUCAGUCAAUGUUUGUUUGCCAUACUUUAAUUUUCUGUAUUAUUAGCAGUAAAUGAUUAACAUUGUAAAGUCAAUUUUUUUAACCUUCCGUGGGUGAGUAUGGAUAUUUCCUGGAGCAACAUAAUACUUAUUCUUUGUACAUAAUUUGAUGAAUUAUUGUAUAAUCUGACUGCAUAGGCUGGAGCUGUAACAGGAACCUUGUAUGAACUGUUCCAAAUUGUGUUCAAACUGAGACAAGAAGCUGGAUUAUCCAGGAAGGUUCAAAAUGCAGCCAAUAAUUCAUCCCAGAUGUCAAAUGGUAAGGAAUUAUCUGUGAUCUUGGGGUGCAGUACAUUGUCAUAAGAUCCAAGGGAAAAUCUUGAUGCAGACAAGAAUGCUCAGGGAUUACCUUUGCCAUAUUUUAUGAAUUUUCCAAAUAGAAUGGUAUACGACCAUGUAAUUUUCCAUAUUUCAUUUCUGGUAAUACUUGAGUUUGAAAUCAGGAGGUCCUUCAAAGGUGGGUAAUCCUAUAAAUAAAGCUUUAAUAUAGAACUAUUUACUCCUCUGCAGUCAAGUCUGUUAAAGGGUGAAGAAAUUUCAGACCUCUAGCAGGGCAUUAAUGAACUGUGUGGAAAAAUAAGCAUGUAUGAAAGGAACCAAGGGUCUUCAAAGAUGGUGGGUAUAGGGUAAAGGUUUCAAUGUCACAAGCACUGACUGCAAAACAUAAUUAAAUUGAUAAUCUAUGAAAUGAAUUAACUUCAAUCCAAACUCUGAUUAGGUUGAUUUUUUGUCUUUUCUAUUAAAUACAGGUCCACAGCCUCGCAACUCUCCCGGUUCUGAUGGAAUCUAUGAGGUAAGUUUCCAUGUCGUUGGAAUUUUUUUUAACCUCCUGAAAAAAUAUAAGAAAGAAUUUCGUUGUUGGCUUAAGUCAGGAGAAAAAGUUCAUUUGUUCAAAAACUUGACUUCUUGCUGUUACUGUAAAUUAAAUAAAAAUGAAGAAAUGAUCAUCACAGUGAACGCAAUUUAUGCAAUUGCAUAAGGAAGCCUGAAAAAAAUUCAGGACUUCAACUGGGUUUGAACCCGUGACCUCGCAAUUACCGGUGUGAUACUCAACCAACUGAGCUAUGAAGCCACUGACGUUGGGAGCAGGUCAGUUGUGGGUUCAUAUGUUCCCGUGAAAAAAAUGAGUGUUAAUGAUAUAUGAAAUAAAUCUUAAUAGUAGUGUAAAGGUCAUUCCAUUAGUACAAAAUAGUGAAAACCAUCCUUAUGUCUAAUUUGUCUUGAUUUUAGGUGCCAUACAAAAAUGGAAAAAACAAACAUGAGAAAACUAGCCCUCAACUUGAUCAUGAAUAUGCUGAGCCAGUACAACCCCCUUCAAGAAGAGAUCCUCAUUAUAAAGUAAGAAAAUUAUUUUAAUGCACUUAAGGAUGUGCUCUUUGAUCUGUUGUAAGUCAGAAUUAAACAAAAUUUCCCAAUUUCAUUUUGAAUAAUGCUGAAAAACAAACAUUACAGUAUGAAAGUACUGCUGUCAUGUUGUGCUGAUACCUCACCUCUGCAAUAAAUGCAGGUACAUGCAAGGGGCUCCUAGAUAAUAAAUUUAUACCUGCGUACCUAUUUUUAAGGGUUAAAAAUUUUUCCCAAGACCUUGAGGAUUUUUUAGAGGAGUCAGCUAUGUCCAAAGAUUUCUGAUGACUCUUUAAGUUCUCAGUUUCAGUUUAUUUUCCAUCUAAAAUCAGAGAUUUAGGGGAAAAUACAAUCACAUGAUCACAUGUUCUCUUUUUUUCUCACAAUGGUUUGAGUUAAUUUUACCGAGCUGUCACUAAGGACCAGAGCCUGGGGAUUUUCCCCAGCAAUUUGUACAGGAAACAAUGAAAAUUCCAAAAGAACGUCCUAGUGAUUUAAUUCCCCACUUACUGAUUGUGUAUACCCAGCAACUUGAAAUCUUAGUAACAGCCCUGACUUUACUUUUAAUUUUGUUUUGAAAAUGUGUCUGGUAAAGUUGUUAUAGCUUUCCACUAAGCGCAUGAACUGGGAUCACAUCAUAGUUUUUGAUGUUCUGGCAUCACUCCUUUAAGUGUAACUGCUCGGAAGUAUAUCCUUGAUUGCUUCUUCUGUUUAAUAUCAAGCAAAUGUUAUUUGAUUAGGUUCCAAACAGUCCGCCUUUACCAGCUACACCAUCUUCUCAGACCAAACAAAACAGCAGAGAAGAUGUAGAGGAGAAAGAGAUGACAGCAUCAACCCAUGUCUCUAAUCAAUCUACGCAUUUAAGCCAAUCAAAAAGCUUUGACAAGGUUUGCUUCUAUUCUUUGUACAUCUAUGUGAAUGUAUGCCCUUGGGACUUUACUUCCUGGUACUUUCCCAGGUGUUUGCUGAAGUCAGUUUAUUUCAUUCCCAUUACAAUAAAAGUCAGUGUGGAUCAGUAUAAGAGAGUUUUUAAUUUGAGUUGCCACACAAUAGAUUUGUGCCAAAUUGAAAUUUAAAACUUCUGUUACCUGUUAUCUCUCUAUAAUUUUAUUGACUCUGGGGUUGGUGGUUAUUGUUUACAGGAGCCAGAUCAAGUGUCACAAGCAUCCAUUCCAGACUCACCAUUCCCAAGUCAUGACAGUACUUCCAACACGGCAUUCUUUGGAUCUUCAGUUUUUGAGGCAACUCUAGGCGAAUCAGGAAUGGCAGACACUGUGUCAGUAGCAUCAUCAGCUGAUGUAUCAAUGAUUAGGACUGGGUCUGUCUCGUCUGGAUCGUCAGAGACUCAGAGUGUGCACUCCCGCAGUGAUUCCAUGGUAAACCAAGCAGCAAACAAUGAAGGGACUCAAGUUGGGUUUGCCACCUCUUUUGACAGCAACAGUGAUGCUGGGUCUGCCUCAGACAUUAAGACUACUGAUGAGGGUUCAGCCCAGACCCAACCUCAAGGGAAUUUCUCCAUUUCUUUUCCAUCAUUUGGGGACAAAGAAAAAUCAGAGAUAUCAACAGAUCAAGAGACAUCUUUUAGUCAUGCUGAUCCAUUUGCAUCAUCAGCUGCAGACAGUGAAAGAACUCAACCAGUCACUGGUGGAGGUUUCUUCACAGAGUCAUUUGCAUCAUUUGAUACAGCAUUUGGUAACUUUGAGACCAAGGAUGAUAAUGUGGAGAAACAAAAAAGCAGUGAAUCUUCAAGUGAUCCCUUUGCACCAUCAGGUGGCACCCAAGAAAAGGACAACGUUUAUGAAAAUGUGGAGAUUUUUGCUUCAGAAACCAAUUUUGAGACAGCAUUUUCUUCAGAGCCAUUUUCCGUGUCAAAGGAAAGCACUGAUGUUGUUUCAGAUGUCAGUGAAGUUGCCGCAGAUGAAAAACCCUUUGACAAAAAAAGUCAGUCGGUUGCAAACACUGCUGUGGGUUUCUCAUGGGAUAAUGCAUUCACAGAGGUGGAAAACAAAUCGAAACCAGAUGCAACACAGAGUUCUGCCUCAUCUGAGCAACAGUUUUCAUGGGCAGAAGAUUUUGCUCCAGAUGAUGGAGAUAUUAAAGUUAAAACAGAUCCAAAUACUGCAGCAUCAUUUUCUUGGGACGAUGCUUUUGGAGGGGCCGCUCCAGCAUAUAAAGAAUCUACAUGGGAUGAUGCUUUUGGUGGAAAAACAAAAGACAGCAGUAACUCUCUGUUUGACUCAUUGCCAUUUGGUGAUGCGUUUACAUCAUCAACAGAAGAUUCAUCUGGUAAUAAGCAGAGAGGUUCUGAAGAUAAUCUGCAAUCAGUGCCAGAGUCAACUAUUCCUGAUAAUUCUUCAUUUUUCGAUGAUUCAUCAUUUGCUCCUCCCUCAUCUUCUCAAAGUAAUGAAGGUAAUGCAGAUGAUUUAGCUGAUGAAAAAAUCAAGGAAGAUCGUGCAUUUUCAAACGACCCAUUCGAAGAGUUCAACAUUGGCAUGCAGCCUGUGGCAGAUCUCAAGAAGAUUGCACCAGAGGAGAAUACUAUUAAUUUUGAGUCAGAAAUAAACACUCCUGAUCAGGAUUCUGCUGCAAAGAAAGUUGUAUCAAACAUAGGAUCUUUUGAAAUAAAUCCAAAAGAAACAGUUGUUGCUGUGGGCACGAGUGAAACAAUAAUACAGUUAAAUAAUCAAGUUCCUGAGUCUGUUAUUGAAGGUAACUCAUCAGAAGAAGGUGAUGAUGAUCGAAUGAAUGAGGAAAAACCAUCCGACCUCCAGGUUCAAGAGGCAAAGCUAUCACUAUCUCAGAGGCCUAUUUCACCAAGCUCACCACCCCCUCUUCCACCACGCCCUGUUGUCUCAGCACCCCCACUCCCAGCCAGACCACCGAGCUCCAAUUCUACAGGAAUAUCUCCCAUGAUCCCUUGCGUGUCCACAGGGUCCCCAACACCAAACUCUCCACAACAAGUAAAGACAGGAAGUGCUAAGAAAAAGCCACCUCCGCCUCCACCAAGAGUGGAUUUAAAUGAACAAUCUUCAGCAGAUCCUUCCAAUCAGAAAGGAGCUUUUCCUGAUCCUUUUGGUUCAGAUUUGUUUGAUAAUAAAUUUGACAAGGGCAUGGAGACAGCUGGACAAGAGAGUUCUGACUGGAUGGCCUCAUGGCCAAGUGCACCAGAACUAACCCCGAAAGAGACAACUAAAGACCCAUUCAAUGACAGCUUUUUUACAGACUUUGAUUUCCCACAAAAUACAGCACAUAACACAUCAUCCAAAGAUAACUUGGAUCCCUUUGCAACAACAGAUCCAACUUCUGAGCCUUUUCCAUCAGACUUUGGAAAUGAGGACUUGUUUGCAGCAUUUACACCUGCAAAAGUGGAGGCUGCUUUUGACAAUGGGGAUCCAUUUCAAAAUGAUAUGUCCAAUUCCUUUGCAGCAUUUACAUCAGAUGAUCCCUUUAGUGAUAUCAGUGAUCCAUUUGCCGACAGAGGAAUUUUAAGUGAUGAUCCAUUUGCUGACAGUCCCAGUAAACUUCAAGCUGGUGAAUCUCUGACUCUAAAUGAGGUUUGUAUUGUACAACUACUGUUGAUUAACAUCCCUGCGAGUAACCUAUUUUCUCUUAAAAAAGUUACAACAAUUGUCCUUAUAAUUUCUCAUCCUCGGUGACCCGGUAGCAGUGAGUCAGGUCAAGAAUAGGGCCGGCGAAAGUUUUCAACGUGUGGGAGAACUCUUUUGUCCUUGUAUUUCCCUAAUCCUGUAUAGGGUCAAAAAACAGGGCCACAGGGAGGUGCAUUAAUUCACUCUUUUAUCCACAGGCUCAAACAUUUGAUCCACUCUGAAGAGCAUGAUUACAGCUGUAGCAGCACUAAUUUUGGAGGGCUGAGACUAUUUCAUUUUUGUCAGUUGGGAGGGGGUAGGAGGAGGUGGCUCCAAACAAUUUCUGUGGAGUGUGGGGCGGGGUGUAUAAAGGAAGCUGAGAGAAAGGAAAAGCUCCAAGCAUCAGAUUCUUGCAUAGAGUUGUCAUCUCAAAUAAUUAUCACAUUUUAUUAUUAUUGUUAUUAUUAUUAUUAUUUUUAUUAUUAUUAUUAUUAUUAUUAUUAUUAUUAUUAUUAUUAUUAUUAUUAUUAUUUUAAAAAACUAUCGUUUAAAAAAACUAACUAAUAAGAUGUUACCAUGCAAUAAGUACUGCAAGAGAGUUGUUAUGUAGGUGGUCACAUAACAACAUUAUAUAUAAUUUUCUUUAUUUCCCGUAAUGGUAUUAAUGGCUUGGGAGUGAUUGAGCUGAUUGGAAGACCAACACCCACAUUCCAUUAUUAUAUAUUCUUCACUAUUGCUCAGUUUAGUCUCAGCACUUGUGAUUGUUAUGGAGUGCUUCUGUAAUGAGAAAUCAACCUUUGAUCGCUACUGGUUUGUUCUGUUUUGCAGAGCUUAGUUGCAUCAGACGAUGCUGAUUCAUUUGCAUAAAAUAAGAGAAGUAUUUAAUAGGUAUGUAAAAGCUAUAAAACUUUAUUUAUUAUUGUUCUAAAAAUACAGCUCUAAGGUAUUCCUGCAUUUUCAAAUUUUCGCAUUCCUUUCUUAACAUCCUAAGUGAUACUAAAAACUGUAAUAAUUUACACCCCUUUGAAGACGACAAACAACCCCGCCCUUUUCAUAUUUUAGUCCCUUCCCUGAGGACAUUACAUCUAUGAACAUUAUUAUUUUAAUGGUUGUUUAAUGAUUGGUUUGACAAAAAUUUGAUACUUUCAGUCUUCACGUAGACAAUUAUAAUUAGAACAUUAUUUUUCUAAUCAAAACUGAAGCAAUGAACUUUAUUUUUAGGAUUAAGAGGCUGCAAGAUGGUUAACCUUCAGAUCUUCUGAUAAAAGUAAAAGAAAAACUGGCAUUUAUUAUUGUCAAGUCAUAACAUAACUUAUCCCUAAUCAGAUAGUAUAAUGCUCCAUGAUCUACAGACAGUGGCUGGAAGUUUGAAUGAAUAACCAACUGUCUUCAUCAUUCUUCUGGCUGGAACAAUGCAGGCACUCAAUAGUUACUCUAGAGUGAGGGGUAUUAUUAUUUUACACUUAUCAAAAUCAUCAUAGUCCCCUCCUGGUUAAAAAAACAUUCCUGAGUAAUGGUUUGACUGUGUUUGUUGCACACAACUUUGUUCUAAUGAGAAGUUGUGAUGUGUUCGGAAGAGGUUUAUAAUAAUAACUAAUAUGAACUGUUUCAACGUUUUUUUCUGGGAUUGACAGGCUCUUGCAGUUUUGUUCAAUGAAUAGGCACAAAAUCAGAACAGAGAGAAAACACCAACAUCUGAGUUAGCCUGCAUGGCAGAUGCAAGAAGGGGAGGGAGAGGGGGGGAGGCAGAAAAGCACAAAAGAGGGGAAAGGUCCCUUCCCCUCUCUCCCCUACCCCCUCCCUUUUUCCCUAUCCCCUACCCCUUUCGACGCCUGCUACACAGGCUACAUCUGAGUCACCUAUUGGACCUUUGUUGGAGAGCUGUUGCCCAAGGAGUACUGUUAUAUAUUAAGCAAGGGUUUAAUAUGUGGCCACUGUGAAAAUAGCCUUUUAAGGACAAGCUGAUUGGUCUGAGAUAUAGAAAAUAAUAUGAGUAGUUUGGUCUAGAAAAGUAAAUAAUUGUUAAUUGGAAAUAAUUUGACCAGUAGUAUGAAAAAUUGUAACUUUCAUAACGGUAUCAUUUCUACUGGAAAGCUGCAGCUGGCCAUUAAAGUAAAAGAGUUCCCAAAGUUCCUGGCACGCUUUUAAAGCUGUUUAGUCUUGGAUGUAGAAAUUGGAUGACUUAUGUAGAAAAAUGUUUAAUUUUUACAAAAAAUUGACAAGGAAAUGUAACUUUCAUAUUUGGUAUUAUUUUUAGUAGAAAUCAGGCCAUGAAAAUUAUGGAGUUCCUUGUUAAUAGUACUGUUAUUCUGGGAUCGGGUGGAGGUUUCUCAUGCCUAUUGUAGAGAAGGAUUACAAAGUAAGUAAAGCUGAACAUGGGUCCACUGGCAUAAACUUUAGGUUCAGGGUCAUGGUGAUGCACACCGACUCCAAAUUGUCACGCAGUUUGCCUCUCAUGAGAGAUGUGAUGACUAUUUGACUCAGUAUAAUCUCAACAUCUCUUGACAGUAUUUAGACAAUGUUAAGAGCGUUUGGCUACAAGGUUAAUAGCAAAUCUAUCUCGUGGCAGGGAUGUGGGCGUGGUUAUUUACACGCAAAAAAAUCGAAUAUUUGCAAAAUAAUAACAAUGAGGGAGUUUUUGUGAUGAGUCCCUCUAGAGUUAGCCUGAAAUUCAUCUGAUUGCUUCGAGUCGUUUUCUCCUCUGAGGGAGUAAUAACGACUUGGAAGUAAACGGAUGAAAUUCAGGCUAUUCUAGAGUAAAUUCUGACAAGCAACAUUACCUGGUACCUGCAGUCUCUUCAGCCAGAUAAAAAUCAACCAUCAAUGCAAAGAUAGAUUGAAACUGUGACAGCAACAAAGACAAGUGCAGUCACAAGCUAAAUGCAGGCUUCCUCUUCAAUACUUUAAAACUGGCCCCUUUUUUAAGACUGUUGACAAACCACAAGACUUAACAACAGUAACUUAGUUAUAUCUAGGAAUUUUGUGGGAGGAAGGUUGAUGUUGAACAAAACAAAUUUGUUCUUAAGAUUCAUUUGCAUAAAUUAAAAGAAGUAUUUAAUAGGUAUGUAAAAGUUAUAAAACUUUAUUUUUUUUUUUUCUAAAAAUACAGGUCUGAGGUAUUCCUGCAUUUUCAAAUUUUCGCAUUCCUUUCUUAACAUCCUAAGUGAUACAAAAAACUGUAAUAAUUUACACCCCUUUGAAGACGACAAACAACCCCGCCCUUUUCAUAUUAUUUUUAGUCCCUUCCCUGAGGACUUUACAUCUGUGAACAUUAUUAUUUUAAUGGUUGUUUAAUGAUUGGUUUGACAAAAAUUUGAUAGUUUCAGUCUUUACGUAGACAAUUAUAAUUAGAACAUUAAUUUUUCUAAUCAAAACUGAAGCAGUGAACUUUAUUUUUAGGAUUAAGAGGCUGCAAGAUGGUUAAACUUCAGAUCUUCUGAUAAAAGUAAAAGAAAAACUGGCAUUUAUUAUUGUCAAGUCAUAACAUAACUUAUCCCUAAUCAGAAUCUGAUGGUAUAAUACUCCAUGAUCUACUAGACAGUGACUGGAAGUUUGAAUUAAUAACCAGCUGUCUACAACAUUCUUCUGGCUGGAACAAUGCAGGCACUCAAUAUUUCCUCUAGAGUGAGGUGUAUUAUUAUUUUACACUUGUCAAAAUCAUCAUAGUACCCACCUGGCUAAAAAAACAUUCCUGAGUAAUGGUUUGACUGUGUUUGUUGCAUGCAACUUUGUUCUAAUGAGAAGUUGUGAUGUGUUCGGAAGAGAUUUAUAAUAAUAACUAAUAUGAACUGUUUCAACGUAAUUUUCUGGGAUUAGUCAUUUGACAGGCUCUUGCAGUUUUGUUGAAUGAACAGGCACAAAAUCAGAACAGAGAGAAAACACCAACAUCUGAGUUAGCCUGCAUGGCAGGGGCAAGAAGGGGAGGGAGAGGGGGAGGGAGAAAAGCACAAGAGGGGAAAGGUCCCUUCCCCUCUCUCUCCCCUACCCCCCUCCCUUUUUCCCUAUCCCCUACCCCUUUCGACGCCUGCUACACAGGCUACAUCUGAGUCACCUAUUGGACCUUUGUUGGAGAGUUGUUGCCCAAGGAGUACUGUUAUAUUUUAAGCAAGGGUUUAAUAUGUGUCCACUGUGAAAAAUAGGCUUUCAAGGACAAACUGUUUAGUCUGGGAUAUAGAAAAUAAUAUGAGUAGUUUGGUGUAGAAAAGUGAAUAAUUCUUAAUUGGAAAUAAUUUGACCAGUAGUAUGAAAAAUUGUAACUUUCAUAACAGUAUCAUUUCUAGUGGAAAGCUGCAGCUGGCCAUUAAAGUAAAAGAGUUCCCAAAGUUCCUGGCACGCUUUUAAAGCUGUUUAGUCUUGGAUGUAGAAAUUGGAUGACUUAUGUAGAAAAAUGUAUAAUUUUUACAAAAAAUUGACAAGGAAAUGUAACUUUCAUAUUUGGUAUUAUUUUUAGUAGAAAUCAGGCCAUGAAAAUUAUGGAGUUCCUUGUUAAUAGUACUGUUAUUCUGGGAUCGGGUGGAGGUUUUUCAUGCCUAUUGUAGAGAAGGAUUACAAAGUAAGUAAAGCUGAACAUGGGUCCACUGGCAUAAACUUUAGGUUCAGGGUCAUGGUGGCGCACACCGACUCCAAAUUGUCACGCAGUUUGCCCCUCAUAAGAGAUGUGAUGACUAUUUGACUCAGUAUAACCUCAACAUCUCUUGACAGUAUUUAGACAAUGUUAAGAGCGUUUGGCUACAAGG
Porites evermanni is the source of this 13829-nucleotide messenger RNA. NCBI's taxonomy places the organism in Eukaryota, Metazoa, Cnidaria, Anthozoa, Scleractinia, Poritidae. The record is from the annotation of a GenBank genome assembly.